Rattus norvegicus (Norway rat) is the source of this 4476-nucleotide messenger RNA. RefSeq names its product cell division cycle 14A (gene Cdc14a). The transcript is spliced from 16 exons. Gene Ontology annotation, biological process: sensory perception of sound. Gene Ontology annotation, molecular function: protein tyrosine phosphatase activity; protein tyrosine/serine/threonine phosphatase activity; protein serine/threonine phosphatase activity. NCBI's taxonomy places the organism in Eukaryota, Metazoa, Chordata, Mammalia, Rodentia, Muridae. The record is from RefSeq and is marked reviewed. The coding region runs from base 548 to 2341 and encodes 597 amino acids. Gene Ontology annotation, cellular component: kinociliary basal body; centrosome; kinocilium.
GGAGGAGAGGAGGGAGGAAGAGUUGCUGCUGAAAGGAGGUGGCGAAGGAGGAGUCUGAGCAGCUGCUACUAGCCCCGCGGACACCUCCGGAGUCCUGCCCGCUGCCGCACGAGUGGCCACGGGCGCGAUCCGGGCCAAACGUCUUGUCCUCCAUGAUCACUUUGGGAGCCGGGGGAAGACUUUGCCCGGCUUUGAGAGCUGGUGUGCGCUAUCCAGGUUUGGCGGAGACGGUGCUGCGGGAGCAGAAGGAGCUGCAGCUCGAGCAGCAGCAGCAGCCGCCGCCGCCGCAGAGUCCGGAUCACAGCGGUUACAGUCCGGGGCGUGUGCGUCCCGCGCCCAGCGGGUUCGGUUCCCCACGGAAUGUCCCCGGGGCGCCCCACGCGCUGACCCUGCAGCUGCCUCCGCCUUGGGCGCCCGCCGCCUCCCUCAGGCAGGCUCGGUGAUUGGGACCGCGAGCUCCCAGCUCCUGGGCAGUGGGGAAGCCCCCGGGGGCGGGUGACCUCAGCUGGCCACGACCCAGCCCUCCCCGGUGCGGAUCUCGCUUAAGAUGGCAGCGGAGUCAGGGGAACUAAUCGGGGCUUGCGAGUUCAUGAAAGAUCGAUUAUAUUUUGCUACUUUAAGGAAUAGACCAAAAAGCACAAUAAAUAUCCACUAUUUCUCCAUCGACGAGGAGCUGGUCUAUGAAAAUUUCUAUGCAGAUUUUGGACCUCUGAACUUGGCAAUGGUGUACAGAUACUGCUGUAAGCUAAACAAGAAACUAAAAUCAUACAGUUUAUCAAGAAAGAAAAUAGUGCACUACACCUCUUUCGACCAGCGGAAAAGAGCAAACGCAGCAUUCUUGAUAGGUGCUUAUGCCGUCAUCUACUUAAAGAAGACACCAGAAGAAGCGUACAGAGCUCUCCUGUCUGGCUCAAACCCUCCUUAUCUUCCAUUCAGGGAUGCGUCCUUUGGAAAUUGCACUUACAACCUCACCGUCCUUGACUGUUUACAAGGAAUCAGAAAGGGAUUACAGCAUGGAUUUUUUGACUUUGAGACAUUUGAUGCGGAUGAAUAUGAACACUAUGAGCGAGUUGAAAAUGGGGACUUCAACUGGAUCGUUCCAGGAAAAUUUUUAGCAUUUAGUGGACCACAUCCUAAAAGCAAAAUUGAAAAUGGUUACCCUCUCCACGCUCCUGAAGCCUACUUUCCGUAUUUCAAAAAGAACAACGUGACAACAAUCGUGAGAUUGAAUAAAAAGAUUUAUGAGGCGAAGCGCUUCACAGACGCUGGCUUCGAGCACUACGACCUGUUCUUCAUAGAUGGCAGCACCCCCAGCGACAACAUCGUGCGAAGAUUCCUGAACAUCUGUGAGAACACGGAGGGGGCCAUUGCGGUCCACUGCAAAGCUGGUCUGGGGAGAACUGGGACUUUGAUAGCCUGUUACGUCAUGAAACACUACAGGUUCACACACGCUGAAAUCAUCGCUUGGAUCAGAAUUUGUCGACCAGGCUCCAUCAUUGGACCCCAGCAGCAUUUCCUGGAAGAGAAACAAGCAUCAUUGUGGGUCCAAGGAGACAUUUUUCGAUCCAAACUGAAAAAUAGACCGUCCAGUGAAGGAAGUAUUACUAAAAUUAUUUCUAGCUUGGAUGAUAUGUCUAUUGCUGGGAACUUAUCUAAAUUACAAAGCACAGAAAGGAUUGGAGAGAAUAAUUUUGAAGACGAAGAUAUGGAAAUUAAAAACAACGUAACGCAGGGAGACAAACUACGUGCCUUAAAAAGCCAGAGGCAGCCCCGCUCCUCGCCAUCCUGUGCAUUUAGGUCAGAUGAUAUGAAAGGACACCAAAGGGCAGUGGCCCAGACUUUCAGAUUAAGUUCUUCACCACAACCAACAGUGCCGACUGUGAAGACCCCCAAAGUGUGUUUGUCCCCUUCAGUGACAGCCAAAAGGAUAAGCAGAGGUUCUCUGUCUUCAGGAGCAAACAUAAGAAGCUUCUCCAUAAAUUCCCGGCUAGCCAGUUCCCUGGGGAACUUGAAUUCUGGGACAGAAGAAACUGAGAACAAAAAGACCACAUCACCCAUCAAGGCUGCUUUCAUAGCCAGCCCGUUCACCAGCUUCUUGAAUGGCAGCACCCAGACACCUGGCAGAAACUACCCUGAGCUCAACAACAAUCAGUACACCAGAAGCAGCAACAGCAGCAGCGGCGGCAGUCUUGGGGGCAACCUGAACAGCUCUCCAAGCGCCAAGCCCGAGGAGCAUAACACCAUCCUUAGACCUUCCUUCUCGGGGGCGCUCUCUUCCUCCUCAGUGAGAUUCCUGAGCCGUUCUAUACCUUCCCUUCAGUCUGAAUAUGUUCAUUACUAAGGCCUUGCCACUCCGGUGAAGACAGUUCCAGUCUUAGACAUCUGGAUGUGCAAUGUGGAAGAAACCAGCUGCUUGUCCGGAGGAUGUCUCUACCUUUUUACCUUAAAUUAGAGAGAGUGUUAACAUAGUACUGUGGAGAGACUAGAGGCCAGAGCACUGGCUACGACUACUAUACAUGCACUGGAAUGAUCUUUAUGGAGCUGUCCAUACUUGUAAAGACAGUUUUAAUGUUAAAUUGGUAUUUUAAAAGGUUAUUUUUAAUGUAUUUCAGUAAUGCAUUUGUUACUGCAUUUACAUGUACAGUGUUACAUUAUAUAUGUAUCAUGAACUUUAUAAAAGACUAUUUUGAUAAUUUUAUAAAUAUAUAAAAUUAUGUAAAAGCUACACUAUAUUUUGAUUUAGAUUUUCCUGCUGUUUGCUACCAAAAAAAUUUGUAUUUUAAAUUUGUUUAGCUUUAGUAUGGUUUUGUCUACAAUGAGUAUAGAAUUCUUCCUUAUUAAAUGAAAACGAGGGAGCGAAUUUCUAGAUGUGAUUUUAAUGCUCCCCUGUGAACUCAGUCGAUCAGGCCAUUCUCUGCUGAAGCCUGUCUGAACUAAAGUUCAUCCAAAUUUAUCUUUACCAAGAGUGGGGGUUGUUUGAUAGUUUAUUUAGGAAAAAACUAUGCCCCUUUGUUUUUGUUCUGCAGCCUUUCAAGUAGGAGGCUUAAAAAAAACUUGACAAUUUUUCAAGAUCAGAAUUAAUGGGCGUUUCUCCUGAAAGCAUGAUUUUUCCUUUCUGUGAAAUGACAGAACAUUCCAAUGCUUUUAUUUUUUUUCCUUCUUUCAUGCGUGCUUUAAAAAAAGAACAUGCCUUAAAUCAUUUAUUUUGCUUAUACCUUCUUGUAAAUAUGCAAAGGAAGGAUACGAAUUUUAAGACCCAUGUCUACGGUUCGAAAGAACACACUCAGUAAAUGUACAAUAAUGUUGUUAAAAGACCAAAAAGCACUUGAAAGGGGUUGAUAACUCAGAACAUUCUGUUCUUGGUACGCGGUGGUCUUUGCCCUGUGAGCAUGCAUGGUCUGAUGUCAGUUUUAAAGCAAUGAAGGAAUAAACCGAAGAAAUCGCUGCUAAGUAGAUCCGUGCACUAAAGGGGACAUUUGAAUGGACGCACCCUCCUGACCCCCGUACAGACCGGAUGUACACACACGGGUCUGUCUGGAACCGGAUGUGAAACUGAAAGGACCCCGCCCACCUCCCAGGGUACCGCCCAGCCCUUUCAGGUGUGAUUCUGUAUUUAAGUUUCCAGAAGCCUCUCGGCUUCUUGUCUAAUUUGAGAUGGAGAUUCUUAAAUACUGAUUCUCUUCCAGGCUGCUUGAGAAUGGGCAAGGGCUAGUUAAAUGGAUUCAUGCAAAGUGCUUUAUUCCAACUAUUGAGUUAUUUAUCUGUAUUUAUUAGGAGGGGGUAGGUUCAGACUAUUGUGUAUGCUUCAGGAAGACACCUUGCUUAUGUUUUUACCCUUCUCAGAUGACAUUGGAACGGAGUUUGACUCAGGUUUGCUAACAUAAGUUCCCAGAGCUGCAGUACCAAAUAAUUGCACUCGCCUGACGGAAAGUUGAAUUGUUUUAAGAAUCGAAAACAUAAAGAGGAGUUAAAUUGUUUAUCUUUUCCAAAGUUGAAAGAGUAAAAUAUUUUAUUAUGAGUCAUUAUUUUAAAAAGUUGGCUCACUGUAUAGGAAGAGAGUGUUAUUUCUUUCAGAUUAUCAUUGUAAAGUAAUUGAGGUGGCAUUUGAGAUGUGGGGGGGGAAGAGAACCAUAUUAUUAUGGUUUUUAGUUGUUCUAUGAACACUAAGGAGUGCAGCUACUAAAAUGAUGGUAAAGCUGACUACUGUAAAAUUUCCAUAAUUAUGUGUGUAUAUAGAUGCCGUAUGUAUCUACAUGUGUAUGUCUUAAGCUUAUUAUACACAUGUGCAUACAUAAGGCACACCAAGAAGGGGAUGUUUGUAUUAUAGAGAUUAUAUAGCGCAGAGAUUCUCCACUUAUAAUAAAAAUGGUUUGCCAUGUAUUUUGUUAUGAAUAGUUUAUCUUCCAGAAGAUAUUUUGUUCUAUUUUGAAGUGUAGAAGAAUACACUGCUAAUAAAUAAAAGUUUUAUGCGAUUUA